Messenger RNA from Lathyrus sativus (Indian pea), 861 nucleotides. Lineage: Eukaryota; Viridiplantae; Streptophyta; Magnoliopsida; Fabales; Fabaceae. The record is from the annotation of a GenBank genome assembly.
AUGAUUCCACUAAAAACUCAUCAACACCAUUCUCCCUUCUUCUCCAUUUCUAAACCAAACCAACUCCACACAUUCUCUCUCCAACCUCACUUUCUCUCUCUUCCACCAUCUCCCCUACAAAAACUUUCUCUCAAACUCAAACCCCAACCACCCCCUCUUUCAUUCCCCAUUCAAAGGUUUUCAAACAUUAAAUUACCACUUUUCAGCAACGAUGAACAACUUCAGGACUUAUCGCCAAAAGGGGAAGUGUAUCAGAAGACACUGCAGUUGGUUGAGUGUUCCAUGUUUGCUGCCCUCACUGGUUUGGUCUAUUUCUUGAGCAAUUCUCUUGCCAUUGAGAAUUACUUCAGUUGUUUCUUCUCGUUGCCGAUAGUGAUAUCCUCGAUGAGAUGGGGUAUUGACGCUGGAAGGAAAACUCUGGUUGCAACAACUAUACUUUUGUUUGUUCUAUCUGGUCCAGUCAAAGCUCUAACUUACCUGCUUAAGCAUGGUAUAGUCGGUUACACAAUGGGCACUCUAUGGAGGUUGGAAGCCAGUUGGAGUCAAUCAAUUUUCGUGUGCACAAUUGUACGAUCACUCGGCGCAGUUGGCUUCGUCUUGAUUUCGUCUUUCUUGAUAAGGGAAAACAUACUAGCUUUGAUCACCAUUAACAUUCAUGCUUCUCUUACAUUUGUGCUCGUUGCGGCCGGUGUCAAUUCUAUUCCUUCAAUGAACUUCAUAUAUACCCUAUUUGGAACCUUGGUAUUGUUGAAUAGUGGAUGUUUCAUGUUCUUGCUUCACAUGUUGUAUUCUGUUUUUCUUACUAGAAUGGGAAUGAAAUCUUCAUUGUCAUUGCCAAAAUGGUUAGAGAAGGCCAUUUGA